Messenger RNA from Striga asiatica, 1119 nucleotides. The record is from the annotation of a GenBank genome assembly. NCBI's taxonomy places the organism in Eukaryota, Viridiplantae, Streptophyta, Magnoliopsida, Lamiales, Orobanchaceae.
AUUGGUUGUAACUUUUGUACCCUCCACUCAUUUCGACCAAUGCUCGCAGGAGCAGUCCGGCAAAAGCAAAAACUCCCCAUCAAAUAUUAAUUCUUCGCCUAUCGAAGGCCAUUUCAUCGCACCCCAAACCCAGAAAUCUCGAAUUUUACCCUGAAAAAAAAAGGGUCUUGAUCAAAUGGGCAGCUUAGGAAGAGCUGUGUACACCUUAGGAAACUGGAUUCGGGCGACAGGUCAAGCCAUGGAUCGAGUGGGCUUCAAGCUCCAAGGGAGUUACUACAUCCCGGAACAAAUUUCUAGACAUCGGACACUGAUGGCCAUUUUCGAAAAAUCUCCUGUGGUUGAUAAGGAUGCAUUUAUUGCUCCAAGUGCCUCUGUAAUCGGGGAUGUUCAGGUCGGACGAGGAUCAUCCAUAUGGUAUGGGUCAGUUCUUCGAGGCCAUGGUGCAGUUAUACAUGGUUGCACAAUAGAAGAUGAGGCUUUUGUUGGGAUGGGAGCUAUUCUUCUUGAUGGUGUAGUUGUGGAAAAACAUGCCAUGGUUGCUGCAGGUUCUCUUGUGAGACAGAAUACUCGAGUCCCUGCUGGAGAGGUGUGGGCAGGUAACCCUGCUAAGUUCCUCAGGAAGCUUACAGAUGAAGAAAUCGAGUUCAUCUCCCAAUCGGCCACUAACUACAUCAACCUAGCCAAAGUGCAUGCUGCUGAGAACUCAAAAUCGUUUGACGAGAUUGAGCUUGAAAAAUUGCUCCGCAAGAAAUAUGCCAAGCGUGAUGAAGAGUACGACUCCAUUAUCGGUGUAGUUCGCGAGACCCCUCCUGAAUUGAUUCUCCCAGACAACAUUCUGCCCGAAAAAUCCCAAAAAGCCCUUCAAUAAAACCCGUACUGAGUUGUAAUAAACGGUUCAUGUUCGUUCAUUGUUUUCUUUACAAAUAAAAUUGUAUGAGAUUGUGUGGGGACUGAAUCUUAUUCGGUUCAAGGAUGUUUUGUUGUGGGGUGGCUUUAGUUUAAUUGUGAACCAAAACCCAUAUGUUGAGCAGUGUGCAUGCAGAUGUACUGUACUGCUUUUGUUGUUCUUAUAUUUUGAUGGAGCACCUAUAUUUCAUUAUGAAUUUGGUGGAGCAAUUU